AUGGUGUUUGCAGAGUUCAAAGCCCGGGAGAGGUGCAAGGAUUUGAUGUGUUCUUGGAUUUUGUUCAACCUAGAUAAGUCUAUUUCUAGAAGUGUUAUGUUUCUGAGAACAACAAGGGAAAUCUGGAUUGAUUUGGAGGAGAGGUAUGGAUACACUUCUCUAGCUCAGAUUUAUGCCUUAGAACAGAAAUUAGCUAAGAUAAGUCAAGAAAAUCAAUAUGUUUCUGAAUUUUUCACCAAAAUCAAGUUAGUUUGGGAUGCUAUUGAUGAAGCACAUCCAUUACCCUAUUGCACAUGUAAUAAUUGUACCUGCAAUUUAACUAAGAAGAUUUUUGAAAGACACCAGCAGAAAAUGGUUAUUCAGUUCAUGAUGAAACUAUCUGACAAAUUUGGUACUAUCAGAGGAAAUAUGUUGACGAUGUCUACUCUUCCUAAGGUCACUGAGGCAUACAAAAUGUUUGCUCAGGAGGAAAAACAUAGAGAGAUCUCUUAG
Chenopodium quinoa (quinoa) is the source of this 492-nucleotide messenger RNA. RefSeq lists its product as uncharacterized. Lineage: Eukaryota; Viridiplantae; Streptophyta; Magnoliopsida; Caryophyllales; Amaranthaceae. The coding region runs from base 1 to 492 and encodes 163 amino acids. The transcript has a single exon. The record is from RefSeq and is a predicted model, not a curated record.